AUGGCUUCCUCAAUCGAUACAGUUGAAGGCACCAUUGGCGGGACAACGGUUAUCAGGUGCCCCUACCCACCUGAAUAUAGCGACGCCCCAAAGUUCCUCUGCAGAGCAGAAUCGUCACUCCAUUGUAGUGGUCCCAGUGCGGACAUCGCUGUGCAGACCACCACUGACAAAUCCUGGGGGUUUAAUGGGCGCUUCUAUCUCCAUGACGACAUCAACGAAUUCACCGUCACCAUCACUGGACUGACUGCAAAGGAUUUUGGGAAAUAUUGGUGUGGAGUAAAAGCAGCAUCGCAUGACCUCUAUACUGAGCUGUUGCUUGAUUUUAGCCCAGGGCCACCACUAAGGAUUGUUCUUGUGGGCAAAAGUGGAGCAGGGAAAAGCUCCUCAGGCAACACCAUCUUGGGGAGGAACGCCUUCCACGAAGCCUUCAGCCAUGGACCAAUCACCACAGCUGCCUCAAAGGGGAUGGGGAAAUUCCAAGGGAGACAUGUCACAGUGGUCGACACACCGGGGAUAUUUGACCUAGCCAAGACAGAGGAAAUGCUGAAGAUAGAGAUAGGGAAUUGUGUUAAAUUGUCCCUUCCAGGGCCCCAUGUGUUUCUGUUGGUGGUGAGGUUAGAUGUGAGGUUCACACCACAGGAGAGGAAUGCAGUGGAGUGGAUCCAGACACACUUUGGGGAGGAGGCAGCACAGUUCACCAUAGUGCUCUUCACACAUGGAGAUAUCUUGCAGGGAAGAUCAGUGGAAGAAAUUUUAAAUAAUGAAAUGCGUGGCCUGAUAGACAGCUGUGGGGGAGGGUUUCACAUGUUCAACAACAAACGGAGGAAUGACCGCACUCAAGUUGAGGAACUGUUCGGGAAGAUAGAUGCUAUGGUGGACAGGAACGGGGGAGGAUACUACACCAUGUAUAAGGUGUUGCAGCGAGAAGAGAUAAGAAAAAAAUGGCUAAAAUGUACUACAGGAGGCGCAGUCGGAGCAGUGGUGGGAUCUAUAGUCCUAGGAGUUGUAGGGGCUGUGGUGGGGCUAGGUAACCCAGCAGCAAUAGCGGCUGGAGCUGCUCUUGGUGCAGCUGACCUUGUGAUUAGUGAUGAUGAUGAUGAUGAUGAUAUUGAUGAUGACGACGACAACGAGAUGAUGUGA
Engraulis encrasicolus (European anchovy) is the source of this 1140-nucleotide messenger RNA. Its product is annotated as GTPase IMAP family member 2-like. The transcript is spliced from 3 exons. NCBI's taxonomy places the organism in Eukaryota, Metazoa, Chordata, Actinopteri, Clupeiformes, Engraulidae. The record is from RefSeq and is a predicted model, not a curated record. Gene Ontology annotation, molecular function: GTP binding. The coding region runs from base 1 to 1140 and encodes 379 amino acids.